Messenger RNA from Plasmodium gonderi, 462 nucleotides. RefSeq lists its product as hypothetical. The transcript is spliced from 3 exons. Bases 1 to 462 code for a protein of 153 amino acids. NCBI's taxonomy places the organism in Eukaryota, Apicomplexa, Aconoidasida, Haemosporida, Plasmodiidae. The record is from RefSeq and is a predicted model, not a curated record.
AUGAACUUUUCUCACGCAAUAAAUAAACUGAUAGCAUCCGUUGGAGGAGUGCUUUUAGUUGCUUACGAAUUUAUAAAAUUUUAUAAAACUUAUGAAAAUCAUAUAUAUGAUAAUACCUAUAUAAUGGACAAUCCAUAUGUUCCCUUUUCCACAUUUUUGAUAAUGAGCUUUACAUAUCUCUUCUUGAACAUUUUUUCACAUUCAAAAAAUUCAAUAGCAAAUGCUUUAAAAGGCUUCUUGGGAUGCUUUUUAAUCACAUACGCCUUCCUUUUUUUUUCGAAUCAACUGUAUCUCACAUUAGAAUUCGGAAAAUCAGAACCCGAUCUCGUAAGAGACUCUACCUAUCUGUCCAUUUUUCUACUUGCCUAUUUCUUCUCACUAUGCAUCGAGUCCUAUUGGAAUUUAUCAAGAAGCAUCUUAAAAAAGGAAAAUCGAGCAGGGUCUAUUAAAAUAGAAGUUUAA